AUGGCAUCGAACUCGACUGACAGCCUGGAGGAGCAGGAGUUGGACUCCAUGAUCCGUAUUGCCUCCAGUGCCCACGGUCGAGCAUUGUCCCUCUCGGCCACCAUCGACGAGAAAAGCGACCCUCGUCUGGAUCCCAACAACCCAGAGUUCGAUCACCGUCUAUGGGCGCAGAUAGUUCUCCGGGCAAUGAACCAGUCUGGCAUCCAUCCGCAGUCUCAGGGUGUCGUCUUCAGCAACCUCCGCGUGUCUGGAUCUGGGUCCGCACUCAGGCUUCAAGAAACCCUCCUUUCUCAGUUUACAGUCCCCUUUCGCUCAGCCGCCCGAGCUCUUUCUGGUCAGAAAUCCCCUCGACAGAUUUUGCACAGCUUUGAUGGUUUACUUGAGAGCGGAGAGCUCCUGCUAGUCCUUGGUCGCCCGGGGAGUGGCUGCACGACGUUUCUCAAGACCAUCUGUGGGCAUCUGGGUGGUCUAACACUCGACCCUGAGAGCACCAUUCAUUACGAAGGCAUCGGGUUCAAUGACAUGAUCAAACACCACCGUGGUGAUGUCGCCUACAACAAGGAAAUCGACCAACAUUUCCCCCAUCUGACAGUGGGCCAGACACUCUCUUUUGCCGCCCAGGCUCGAACGCCACGAAAACGUAUCGAGGGCAUGACACGCUCGCAAUACGUCCAAACAAUCACACAGGUCGUCCUCUCAGUGUUCGGUCUUUCACAUACAUACAAUACAAAAGUGGGAGAUAACUUCAUCCGAGGAGUGAGUGGUGGUGAACGCAAGCGAGUCAGUAUUGCAGAGAUGUUCUUAUCCCGGUGCCGAGUCGGAGCGUGGGAUAACAGCACCCGGGGCCUUGAUGCUGCGUCUGCUCUGAGAUUCAUCAAGUCCUUGCGCCUUGCUGCUGAUAUGAACCACUCUUGCCAUGCUGUUGCCGCCUACCAAGCUUCUCAGUCCAUGUAUGAUUUAUUUGACAAGACCAUCAUUCUCUAUGAGGGUUAUGAGAUCUACUUUGGUCCUUGUGAUCGUGCAGUGGCCUACUUCCAGGAGAUGGGUUGGGAGCGACCAGAACGCCAAGUGAGUGGUGACUUUUUAACCGCCGUCACAAAUCCCAGGGAAAGAAAGGCACGACCAGACAUGGAGGACAAAGUGCCUCGCACUCCCAAGAAAUUCGCCGAUUAUUGGAGACGCAGCCCUGAGUAUCAGGAUCUGUGUAAUCAAGUUGCACAAUAUCAAUCCAACCACAGACCAAAUGAAUCCGAGGCCAAAGAGUUCCAAACCAGCCACAAAGAACAACAAGCUCGCCAUACCCGUGCAACAAGUCCAUAUCUUCUCUCAGUUCCAAUGCAAAUUCGUCUGUGCCUCCAACGGGCCGCCCAGCGGUUGCGAAACGACAUACCGACAGCCAUGUCCCCUGUGAUAGUCCAGGUCAUUCUUUCCUUGGUCAUCGGUUCGAUGUUCUACAAUUCCCCGAAUGAUAGCAGUGCCUUUUUUCAAAAGGGAGCUGUGUUGUAUCUUUCGGUCCUUAUGAACGCUUUGGUCACUAUCAAUGAGAUCAUGCAACUAUACAGUCAACGGCCUAUUGUGGAAAAGCAAGCAAGCUAUGCAUUCGUCCAUCCUUUCACUGAAUCUCUGGCCAGUAUUAUUAUCGACCUGCCUAUCAAGUUGCUACGCUGCUCAGUCUUUGGAAUUGUUCUUUACUUCAUGGCAAAUCUGCGCCGAGAGCCGUCACAGUUUUUCAUCUUUUACUUAUUCUUGGUUACUGCAAUCUUGACAAUGUCUGGAAUUUUCCGCAGUUUGGGAGCAGCAACGAAGACCAUCGGACAAGCCAUGGCGUUGGCUGGUAUUUUGGUCCUCUGCAUUGUUGUGUAUACCGGGUUCACGUUGCCCGAGUCAUAUAUGCAUCCGUGGCUCUCCUGGAUCCGAUGGAUCAAUCCAAUCUUUUACACCUUCGAGGGGCUGAUAGCCAAUGAGUUUCAUGGACGGAACUUUGACUGUGCAUCACUAGUUCCUAGCUAUGGAACCGGGGACUCUUUCAUUUGCUCGGCUCUCGGUGCAGUUGCAGGAGAAACAUUUGUGUCCGGAGACGCUUUCAUUGAACAAAACUACAACUACCACUACUCCCACCUGUGGCGGAACUAUGGUAUUCUCAUUGCUUUCAUGGUCUUCUUCAAUUGCCUUUACUUGGCAUUCACGGAAUUCAACACUGGCGACAAGUCCAAGGCCGAGACUUUGGUAUUCCGUCCUGGCCAUGUUCCGAGCUAUCUCCAGCAAUCUGAAGGCGGGGAGGUUACUCUUGAGAAGCCUGGGGUGCAAGCCAGUGAGGAGGAAAUUCAUCUCCCCGAACAGAAAGAUAUUCUCUCCUGGAAGGGCCUCAAUUACGACAUCCCCGUCAAAGAGGGCACGCGGCGAUUGCUCGACGAUGUGAACGGCUGGGUAAAACCGGGAACUUUGACGGCGUUGAUGGGUGUGUCCGGUGCCGGAAAGACGACUCUUUUGGAUGUUAUUGCCCAGAGAGUGUCUAUCGGUGUGGUCACUGGUGACAUUUUGGUGAACGGGAGAGCCCUCGAGCCCAACUUCCCUCGCAGAACAGGAUAUGUGCAGCAACAAGAUCUUCACUUGGAGACUACCACCGUGCGUGAAGCCCUUCGCUUCAGUGCCAUGCUCCGCCAGCCCAGAACGGUCUCCAAGAAGGAAAAGUACGAUUAUGCCGAGGAAGUCAUCAAGCUUUUGGGCAUGGAGGAUUUUGCAGAGGCAGUUGUGGGAUCCCUCGGAGAAGGUCUGAAUGUUGAGCAGCGAAAGUUGCUGAGCAUCGGAGUUGAGCUUGCUGCGAAGCCUACACUCCUGAUAUUCCUUGACGAGCCAACCAGUGGUCUGGACUCUCAGAGUUCAUGGACUAUCUGCUCAUUCCUCAGGCGGUUGGCAGAUCAUGGUCAAGCAGUCCUUGCUACCAUUCACCAGCCGAGUGCCUUGCUGUUUCAAACAUUCGAUCGCUUGCUUUUCCUAGCUAAAGGAGGCAAGACUGUUUACUUUGGUGAUAUCGGGAAAGAUUCCAAUACCCUUCUUGAGUACUUUGAGCGCAACGGAGCCAGAAAUUGCGAGGAGCUAGAGAACCCUGCGGAGUAUAUUCUCGAGAUGCUCGCGGGAGGAGAUGCGUCUGCAGGAGUUGAUUGGGUUCAAACUUGGCGCGAUAGUCCCGAGUACAAGGGAGUUGUUGCAGAGGUUGACCGACUUCAAUCUUCCGACCAGCCUGCUCCUGACUCCUCUUCUGCAGAUGACAGUAAUGCCGAAUUCGCCAUGCCCCUGUACAGUCAGCUUUUCUACGUCUUGCAGCGUGUGUUCCAACAAUACUACCGCCAACCAGAAUACGUUUUGGCCAAGUACAUUUUGGGUGUUGUUUCUGGUCUCUUCAUUGGCUUCUCCUUCUGGAAAGCAGACAAUACACAACAGGGAUUCCAAAAUGUGCUCUUCAGUAUCUUCUUGUUGUGUACCAUCUUCUCGACGCUCGUCAACCAGAUCAUGCCGAAAUUCGUCAUGCAGCGCUCGUUGUAUGAAGUCCGAGAGCGGCCAUCGCGGGUCUACUCUUGGAAAGUCUUCAUUCUAUCGCAGAUCCUCGUCGAGCUUCCCUGGCAAGCUUGUCUCGGUGUCUGCUCCUGGGCUUCCUUCUACUGGUCGGUGAUUGGGACUGAUCAGAGUUCUGAACGACGAGCAUUGACAUUACUAUUCAUCGUCCAGUUCUUCAUCUACGCAGGCUCCAUGGCUCAGAUGGCUGUAUCGGCGAUUGGCAAACCGACACUCGCAGCCAUGCUUGCGACCUUGAUGUUCAGUUUUGGCUUCAUCUUCAAUGGCGUCAUGCAACCACCAGACAACCUGCCACGGUUUUGGAUUUUCAUGUACCGUGUCUCCCCAUUCACAUACUAUGUCAGCGGCAUCGGUAGUACAGUCCUCCACGGCCGUCCCGUGGAGUGCAACAUGGCAGAACUGAGCAUCUUCAACCCACCAUCCAAUCAAACCUGCUGGCAGUACAUGGAGAAGUAUAUCUCAGUCGCAGGCGGGAAGCUGAACAACAACAAUGCCACUUCUAAUUGCGAAUACUGCUCCAUGACAUACGCUGAUCAGUACUUGGCAGCGCGCAAAAUCUACUGGGAAGACCGCUGGCGCAACUAUGGCAUCUUCUGGGCGUACUUUGUUUUUAACGUUUUCUGUGCCAUCUCCUUGUAUUACCUGUUUAGAGUGCGCGUUUGGAGAAAGCGUACUUGA
This is a messenger RNA of Aspergillus wentii DTO 134E9, 4251 nucleotides long. RefSeq lists its product as uncharacterized. Gene Ontology annotation, biological process: transmembrane transport. The transcript has a single exon. Gene Ontology annotation, molecular function: ATP hydrolysis activity; ATP binding; ABC-type transporter activity. Bases 1 to 4251 code for a protein of 1416 amino acids. The record is from RefSeq and is a predicted model, not a curated record. Lineage: Eukaryota; Fungi; Ascomycota; Eurotiomycetes; Eurotiales; Aspergillaceae. Gene Ontology annotation, cellular component: membrane.